Molecule: messenger RNA, 1370 nt
Organism: Cicer arietinum (chickpea)
Lineage: Eukaryota; Viridiplantae; Streptophyta; Magnoliopsida; Fabales; Fabaceae
Product: protein EXORDIUM-like 5
Source: RefSeq, a predicted model, not a curated record
CUUCAAUCUCCAUUAUUACAUUACUAUAUAAUCUUAUGUCUUGUGUUAUUAAUUUUGUUAAAUAUUAACCUCCCUCCACCGUCUCCACUCUUUAAAAUAACACCGCAAAUAGCAACUCACUACUCUCUUCACUUCACUUCUCUUCUAACUUGCAUUGCACAACCAUGUCACCCCUACCUAAUUUUAUUCUCUUUUUUUCCAUAUUCCUAUUCUUUUCACUUGCAUUAACUGAACAAUACGAAGAUUUUCAAACCCUAAACACCAAAUUCAACCCUCGAAUUCCAAUCCCACCACUCCGAACACUAUCUUCAUCAAAACGUUUUGAAGGAACUUCCGAUGUAGUUAAACUCAAAUACCACAUGGGACCCGUUCUCUCUUCUCCGAUUAACAUCUACCUCAUAUGGUACGGUAAAUGGGCUAGACCUGACAAACAACUCAUCAAAGAUUUUCUCCUUUCAAUCUCCGAUACCACCGCCCCUCAUCCCUCCGUCUCCGACUGGUGGAAAACCGUUUCUCUUUACACCGACCAAACCGGCGCUAACAUCUCUAGCACAAUCUCAAUCGCCGGAGAAUAUUCCGACCUACGCUAUUCCAACGGAAAGCGCCUCACGCGACUUUCAAUCCAGGACGUAAUAGCAACGGCGGUGAGAUCUAAACCGUUCCCGGUCGAUCACCGGAAAGGAAUCUACCUUGUUUUAACGGCGGAAGAUGUUACGAUGGACGAAUUCUGCCGCGCGGUGUGCGGUUUCCACUAUUUCACGUUUCCGUCGAAGGUAGGUUACACGCUUCCCUACGCUUGGGUGGGGAAUUCAGGGAAACAGUGUGCGGAAGUUUGUGCGUAUCCAUUCGCCGUGCCAGCAUACAUGGGAGGAGGUGGACCGGGAAAACUGUCGCCGCCCAACGGCGACGUCGGAGUUGACGGAAUGGUGAGCGUGAUCGCUCACGAACUAGCGGAGCUGUCGUCGAAUCCGUUGGUAAACGCGUGGUACGCAGGGGAAGAUCCGACGGCACCGACGGAGAUCGGUGAUUUAUGCGAGGGUUUGUACGGAACCGGUGGUGGAGGCGGUUACAUUGGGGAAGUGAUGAAGGAUAAAGAAGGAAGAACGUUUAACCUUAAUGGGCUUAGGAAUAGAAAGUUUCUGGUCCAGUGGGUUUGGAGCCCAGUUUUGAAUGCUUGUGCUGGUCCUAAUGCUAUUGAUUUGAAUUGACCAUUCAUUCAUUCACAUAUUUCAGACACACGCUACUCAUGCUUGUGCUGGCCCCUACUGUAUCAUAUUCAUAAAUAUUAUGUAACGAUGUUUUUUUUGUAAUUUUAUUUCCCUUACUUGAGGAAAUUCAUUAAUAUUAUCGGUAGCUUUUUUUGUAAAUUU